Nilaparvata lugens (brown planthopper) is the source of this 3017-nucleotide messenger RNA. RefSeq names its product Golgi SNAP receptor complex member 2 (gene Membrin). The transcript is spliced from 4 exons. Gene Ontology annotation, biological process: vesicle-mediated transport; vesicle fusion. Bases 301 to 939 code for a protein of 212 amino acids. Gene Ontology annotation, cellular component: Golgi apparatus; late endosome membrane; endoplasmic reticulum membrane. Lineage: Eukaryota; Metazoa; Arthropoda; Insecta; Hemiptera; Delphacidae. The record is from RefSeq and is a predicted model, not a curated record. Gene Ontology annotation, molecular function: SNARE binding; SNAP receptor activity.
AACAGCGAUCAGCUGUUCAGAGCUCACACUUCAAGGUUCUGCCUUUCUGCAAAAUUAUCUGUCACCAAGAAAAUUAAUUCCACGUCAUUCAAGUUAAUUAUUACAAAAAUUAUUGUUUUUUGAGCUAAACUGUUGUAUAAUGUGUAUUUGAAAUUCAAUCAAUCCUAAUUGUCACAACUGCAAUCUAAUUCCUCAUUACAAAAAAGUAAACGUGUUGUGUUUGUGAGGUUAGUUAGGUUAUGUUGCCCGGUCUGGUAAUUAAAUAAGAUUCCAGUUAAUGAAUUAACUGUCAAAUAAGCAAUGGAAGGUCUUUAUCACCAAACAAAUAGACUUGUUAUUGAAACUCAACAGUGUUUCCAGAAGUUGGAACAAAAUCGAGGUGGAAAUACAGAUUCAAUCAAGGAUGAAAUUCAAGCCAGGAUUGAUUCAAUCACCAGUAAUUGUGAGAGGCUUGACAUCCUUAUCCAUAAAGAGCCAGUGAGUCGAAGACAAAAUGCCAAGAUAAGAAUAGACCAGUUAAAAUACGACAAUCAACAUCUACAGGCGGCUCUUAGAUCUCAUCUAAAUGAAAUCUACAGGAAGCGAAUGGAAGAAUCAGAACGUGAAGAGCUGUUGAAUCGUAGAUUCACACAUGAAACCCACGACACCACUAUUUUCAUUGAUCAUUCAGUUCAGCAUAACUUAUCAUUACAGAACGCCAACAGAGGCGUGGACGACAUGCUGAAAUCGGGCUCCGGCAUUCUGGACAGCCUGCGCAGUCAGAGGGAGUCCAUGAAGGGCGCUCACAAACGCCUGAUGGACCUGGCCAACACUCUGGGACUCUCCAACACCACUAUGCGACUCAUAGAGCGGCGCGCGCAGGAGGACAAAUACAUACUAAUUGCCGGAAUGGUCGUUACCUGUCUCAUCAUAAUGCUUGUUGUUAUAUACUUCACGUGAGCUGUCCAACAAUCACAACUUAUUAAGUAAAGUUCUUGGUGUGUUCUAUGUGUACAUAUAUGGUUGACAUUUUUUAAAGUACAGAAAACGAAAAUGAGAACGAUUUACAAACAGUCUUGAAAUGAUGUAUUCAUUCUUUAAUAUUUGUAUAGUUACAGAGUAUAAUAUAUUCAUGAUUCAAAGCAAAGUCAUGACUUUUAAACCUCUGUGAACUAAAUGGUAAGCUCUUUGUAUAUGGUUGACGUUUCUAGGGUUCAAAAAACUAAAAUGAGAAUUUCAUACAAACAGUUUUAAAAUCAUUUAUAUACUCUGUAAUAUUUGUAUAGUUGCAGAGUAUAUAUUCAUCGACUCAAAGCAUAGUCAUGACUUUUAAGCAUCUGUGAACUAAUGUAUAUGGUUGACGUUUCUAGGGUUCAGAAAACUAAAAUGAGAAUUUCAUACAAAUCGUUUUAUAUAUCUGUAUAGUUGCAGAGUAUUAUAUUCAUGACUCAAAGCAAAGUCAUGGCUUUAAGCCUCUGUAAACUAAUGCAUAUGGUUGAUGUUUCUAGGGCUCAGAAAACUAAAAUGAGAAUUUCAUGCAAACAGUCUUAAAAUGAUGUAUUCACUCUGCAAUAUUUAUAUAGUGACAGAAUGACUCAAAACAAAGUCAUGACUUUUAAGCCUCUGUGAACAGCAUCACCUUCAAUACCCACAAUUCCUUUGUAAUUGUAUAUUUCCAGGGUGCAGAAAACUAAAAUGAGAAUUAUAUACAAACAGUUUUAAAAUGAUGUAUAUAUUCUGUAAUAUUUGAAUAGUUACAGAGUACGGUAUAUUUAUGACUCAAAUCAAAGUCAUGACUUUUAAGCCUCUGUGAACUGCAUCACCUUCAAUAUCUACAAUUCCUUAGUAAUUGUAAUUGUAUAUUUCUAGGUCUCAUAAUACUAAAAUGAGAAUAAUAUACAGUUUUAAAAUGAUGUAUAUACUAUGUAAUAUUUGUAUAGUGACAGAGUAUAUUAUUUAUGACUCGAAUCAGUCAUGACUUUCAAGCCUCUGUGAACUGCAUCAGCUUCAAUGCCUACAUUGUCUACAAGAAUAAAUCUCCAAUUUUAAGUAUCUGAAAAGAGAUCUUCAAUGAGAAUUUUCUAUUUUGUAAUGGUAUACUCAUAGUUUUGAGUAAAAUUAAUGAAUAUGGUUUUAAUAUUCAUAAGGUGUGCUUGAAAUUCAACUAACGCGCAAUAUUAACUGUCAUCAACUUUUUAUUCAUAGGGCUACUACAAUAAUUAUUGAAAUGAAAUAAAAAAAUUAUCAAGUAUCCUUUUUAUAUUUUAUUAAAGCACAACUAAUGUGUUCUAAUUUUAUAGUCCUAGAAAAUGGCUUUAAUUAGUCAAAACAUGUUCUAAUUUUAGAUGAUAUAAUUAGUCAAAACAUGGUGUGUAUGCGCUUAAAAAAUACAAAAAGGGUAUUUAAUCAUUUUUAUUUCAUUUCAAUAUUAAUCAUCUCCAUAGUAAAAUCGACACCAUGAUAAAUCAUCCAUAUCAAUAGCAGAGUAUUUAAAUACAGUCAAUUUGUUCCAAGUUUUAAAUGAUACAAAACAAAGAAAGCAACUAUAAAAGAGAACAAUUUGCACACUUUGAAAAUCCAACUCCCGGUUGUACUAAGUUAAUUAACUUUUGAUCGUGAUUAAAUUACGUUUCAAUGCCACGAGAACCAAAGACUUCAAUCAGCGCUUAACCACGGUUAAAUUUCUUGAAAUGUUUGUGCAACCGAGCUCAACUCUUUAUUUAGAGCCAAUUUCACAUCUUAUGAUCCCCCACAUCUUUUUAAAUGCAUGAAAACCAGAAGAAGCAAUAAAAAAAGGAUGACUAUAUAAAUAAAUCAAGACCCUUUUAAAUGUCAAUAUAGAAACCAUAUUGUGAUCUCUAUCUCUCUCGCCUCUAUAACUAAUCAAGAGAGAGAGAGAGACAGAAAAACAUUCCUUGUUGUUAUUGAUGUUCACAAUUAUAUUGUUUUAAAUUUUGUACACAUUCUGAUUGUAUAACUGUAUCUACACUUAUUAUUACAUAUAUUUGUUUAUAAAAAUAUAUAUUGUGUACAUUUUA